AUGUCAAGAAAACAAAGCAGCCCCUGGCAAAUAAAUUACAUCAAGACCGCCGUCUCUCUGGCUACCGCAGCAUUGAAAGACCCACUCCCGCUACUACCGAAUCUGUGGCCGUACCUUGCUCUUCUCACUUCUUUCAUUACUUUUGUACUCGUUAACGGUGGCGUAGUCCUAGGCGACAAGGAAAAUCACGUUGCCAGCAUCCACAUUCCACAGAUGCUCUACUUAUGGCCGUACGUCGUGUUUUUCUCCUGGCCUGUAAUAUUGCCACACAUUAUCCACAUCCUCAUCAACGACUUCGCCUCCCUCAAAACCAGGCUUCCCAGACCCAUCGUGGCAAUCCUUACCAUGGCCAUCAUGGCACUAGCAGUACACUUCAACACCAUCGUCCACCCCUUCACCCUCGCGGAUAAUCGCCACUACGUCUUCUACGUUUUCAGACUCCUCCUUAGACACCCUUCAAUCAAGUACGCCGCAGUACCUAUAUACUUUUCCUGCGCCUGGGCAACAAUUACCGCGUUAGGCAGUUGCCCUCCUCCACAAAAACACGGCAACAAACCUACCAACAACAUCCCUGCAACUCAAGCUGCCUCACAAGAAAAUGCCAAUCUGAAUCGCACCUCCUUGCUCCUCGUCUUCCUCAUAUCCACCACCCUCUCCCUCGUCACCGCCCCACUAGUCGAGCCUCGCUAUUUCAUCCUCCCCUGGCUGAUAUGGCGCUUACACGUCCAACCCCCACCACCGAUUCAACUCUCUCCUCGGUCAAAAUCAACUAAGGGACUAGUGGGAAUUAUGAGUCGGAUAUUAGAGCAUCGAUCGACGUGGCUCUACCUCGAAACAGCCUGGUUUCUGCUCGUCAAUCUGGCAACGUGCUGGAUGUUUCUGUAUCGCGGAUUUGAGUGGGAGCAGGAGCGGGGGGCGGUGCAGAGGUUUAUGUGGUGA
This is a messenger RNA of Endocarpon pusillum Z07020, 939 nucleotides long. RefSeq lists its product as uncharacterized. Gene Ontology annotation, molecular function: dolichyl pyrophosphate Glc2Man9GlcNAc2 alpha-1,2-glucosyltransferase activity. Lineage: Eukaryota; Fungi; Ascomycota; Eurotiomycetes; Verrucariales; Verrucariaceae. The transcript has 3 exons. Bases 1 to 939 code for a protein of 312 amino acids. Gene Ontology annotation, biological process: dolichol-linked oligosaccharide biosynthetic process; protein N-linked glycosylation. Gene Ontology annotation, cellular component: endoplasmic reticulum. The record is from RefSeq and is a predicted model, not a curated record.